AUGAUCGAUAUCGCCUACUUCCCCCAUGUAUUCGACCACAUCGUCGACGAGCUGUAUCGUACCCGCACCACCGAGACACUCCUCACUCUGCGUCCAACAUCUUCGACUGUGCAAUCCAUGGUCGACAACAAGCUCGCCACCCACCUCGUCGUGCGUGGCAAGUCCGGCGUGAAGAUUCAUACGCGCUACGGCCACCUCCAGCUCCCGAUCUCGAAUGGGCGUGGCCCACGUGCCAUCCCCAAGGUCCAGACAGUGGACGUGCACCACUUCGACCACCACGCGGUGUGUAAUUUCGACGCUUCGACCGGUUUCUCGCCCUGCGCUUCCGAAGACGCCGUCGCCGAGUACGUACGUAGCGCUCGGCCUGCAAUCGUGCGCCUUUUCGACAGCAAAAGUUUCACUUCCGAUGCCUGCGGCGCCAACACGGUCGUGCACUUCACCGAAGCCACACCGUUCUUCGGCGCAGGGGUUAAGGUUCGGCUUGUCCCCGCCGCCCGCAAUGUCAUCAACAUCCGGCACGGCGACAAUAUUGGCCUGUUCGAGGUUCUCUGGGGCGAAGGGGAUACGUGCAGGAUGUGCGAUCCACCGUCACCUUUGCCACCACCCGUUCCAGAAGUCGUGAUUUUGUUUACGCCCAAGGACGAAACGACCGACGCCCCGCCGGAUAAUCCGGACCAGAAGCGCGGGCUGCUGAACUCGAUCGUUGUCAGCGCGAUCUCGUAUCUUCACGACAACCCGACCGCCCGUCUGGUGCUUGUCGGUGCCGAGCGCUGGAGUCGGCACUGGUUCCAGCUAUGGCCUGUUGAUACCCCGCCCGAUCCCGACCUCUCCAUCCAGUCUCUCUGGUCCCACGUGUUCGCCUCCUAUGCUCGCAUGGGCUGGACGUGUCCCCCGCACUAUGCGCAGAAGGGCAAGUGCACUUCGCUGGAUGACGAGGAGAUUGCUCGCCUUCAAGAGAGAGUCGAGUUUGUACCCGAGGACAUCUACCGAGAUCGCAUCGGCGAGGAGACGUACCGGCUGUACACUGUCGAAUGA
Trichosporon asahii var. asahii CBS 2479 is the source of this 1035-nucleotide messenger RNA. RefSeq lists its product as uncharacterized. Bases 1 to 1035 code for a protein of 344 amino acids. Lineage: Eukaryota; Fungi; Basidiomycota; Tremellomycetes; Trichosporonales; Trichosporonaceae. The transcript has a single exon. The record is from RefSeq and is a predicted model, not a curated record.